This is a messenger RNA of Anoplophora glabripennis (Asian longhorned beetle), 1732 nucleotides long. Its product is annotated as glycerate kinase. The transcript is spliced from 5 exons. Gene Ontology annotation, molecular function: glycerate kinase activity. The record is from RefSeq and is a predicted model, not a curated record. NCBI's taxonomy places the organism in Eukaryota, Metazoa, Arthropoda, Insecta, Coleoptera, Cerambycidae. The coding region runs from base 49 to 1590 and encodes 513 amino acids. Gene Ontology annotation, cellular component: cytoplasm. Gene Ontology annotation, biological process: protein phosphorylation.
AAUGAUAAACUGCAAAUUAUGUUUUGUUGAGUAGUUCGUGAGUGCGUUAUGUUUGGUAAUAAAUCAAUGACAGUUUUUUCACAGGUCAGGAACGGUGUGAGAUUAGUUUAUACCAAAUCAAAAAGUGAAAUGUCGAAGGAAGUUUUAAAAGACAUUUUUCUAAAGUCAGUGGCAUCAGUACAACCGCAGAAACUUAUAAAAAACGAACUGAAAUUAACAGGGCGCCAUCUCGUCGUAAGGGGCGAAACUUACCAACUGCGGAAGCCAUGUUAUGUAGUAGGUUUCGGCAAAGCAGUAUUGGGGAUGGCAAUUGAGGUGGAACGUGUCUUAGAAGAUCAACUAGAGAGGGGAGUAGUGGUUGUUCCUACAGGAAUAUUUAAAAACGGCGAGAAGCCGGAUUCUAAAAUCCGAUACAUUGAGGGAGCUGAAAACAAUUUGCCUGAUAUAAACGCACAAGAAGGUGCUAGUAUGAUUAAAGAGCUAGCAGAGAACUUGACGGAAGAGGAUUUACUGUUAGUACUUAUUUCAGGUGGAGGAUCAGCCCUGCUACCAUUGCCUAUCCCUCCUAUUACUCUGGAUGAAAAGUUUACUGUUAUAAAGAAGCUGGGUAGCAAAGGUGCCAACAUCCGAGAACUGAACUGCCUCCGAAAACAAAUUUCAGUGCUGAAAGGGGGCGGGCUGGCAGAAGUGGCUUACCCCUGCAGAAUAAUUUCUUUAGUGCUUUCGGAUAUCGUAGGAGACCCAUUAGAUUUUAUCGCUAGCGGCCCAACAAUACCAAACACCGAUUCGCCCGAGAGUGCGGUGGAAAUCUUAAAGAAAUACCAUUUAUACGAGGAAAUUCCAGAUUCAAUAAGACGUGUACUACAAAGGGGAAAUCAAUUUUCCGAUUCUGCCGCACCGAUCUUAAACGGGUGUUACCAGCACGUCAAAAAUUACAUAAUAGGUAAUAACACAAUAGCAGCGGAGGCAGCCAAAGAAGAAGCGAUAAAUAAGGGUCUUCAAUCAGUAAUUGUUUCAACGGAGAUAGAUGGCGAUGUGAACAGAAUCAGCGGAAUUUAUGCCCGGAUGGCACGCAAUCUUGACGCCGCAAUUACUGAUUCCGGUAACAAGGACAAAGCAAGAGUUUUUCUGGAAAACGCUGCAAUGGAUCUGCCCUUCAGGCACGGUAUUGUCGAGGAAAUUCUGCAUCUGGAUUUCUCAAGACCCAUUUGCUUAAUUUUCGCAGGGGAGCCAACUGUUGUGGUCAGGGGUGGCGGGAAGGGAGGAAGAAACCAACAAUUAGCUUUGGCUUUUUCGGUCGAUGUUAAUAAUCUGGGAAUAAAAUCGGCGGAUAUUUCAUUUCUUAGCUGCGGCACAGAUGGGAUAGACGGCCCCACAGACGCAGCCGGAGCCAUUGGAAGUUCCGAUUUAGUGGCGAAUGCUCUCCGAGAGAACAUUAAUCCCGAAUAUUAUUUAGACAACAACGACUCCUACGGUUUCUACGAGAGGUAUAAUGGAGGGAAUAACUUAGUGAAAAUUGGACAUACCGGGACUAAUGUUAUGGAUAUCCACGUAAUGGUCGUAAAUCCAAAAUCUCUAUCGAACGAAUAGAGGAAUAUCUUGGGCAAUAAGUUUGGAAUAAUAUCCUAACGAAUCAUAUUUCUGAGAAUGUUAGAACCGCGACAAAUAAAAGCUUUACUAUUUCAGACUGUGAAGUUUUCAAUAUAUGAACGUAAUAAAUUUAAUUCUUUGU